Oppia nitens is the source of this 6419-nucleotide messenger RNA. RefSeq names its product leucine-rich repeat serine/threonine-protein kinase 1-like (gene Lrrk). The transcript is spliced from 8 exons. Gene Ontology annotation, biological process: protein phosphorylation. Bases 149 to 6385 code for a protein of 2078 amino acids. NCBI's taxonomy places the organism in Eukaryota, Metazoa, Arthropoda, Arachnida, Sarcoptiformes, Oppiidae. The record is from RefSeq and is a predicted model, not a curated record. Gene Ontology annotation, molecular function: ATP binding; protein binding; protein kinase activity.
UUGUAUGCUUUAAAUGUAUUAAUAAUAUUGUGAUAGAAAUUAGUAAAUAAAUGUUGUAUUCAUUGAUUCAUAUGAUAUGUAUUGAUGUGAUCCGUGACGAGUGUUACGAGUAAUUGUGGUUUGGAUCAGAUCGUUGAUAACUGUGAUAAUGAUGGAGGACUUGGUUAAGACAUUGGUGGCCAAGUCAUACCCGGACCCGGAGUACAAAAUCAACAAAAAGGCGUUUGAAUUGAAUUUAUUGUCGCCGAGUGGUGGCCAACACGGCUUUAUGGGCAACAUUACGUUCAGUUCAAUAUUCCCGACUCAGGCCGUUAUGAUUAACUGGCAUUCGGUGAACGGGUUGACACAAAUGAAGAAGCAAUGGUUAAUCGAUGCAGUGGUCACUCAUAACGUUAAACUUAAGCUUAAUUUACAAAACCAUUUGACAGCUAUGACUGCAAUCACACGAAUCGAUAUCUCAAACAAUCAUUUAAAACAAAUACCGUUUUGUUUGUUUCAAAUGCCAUCACUAGUAGUCAUGAAUUUAUCACAAAACCAGUUGCAAACACUUCCCGAAACUGAUGACCAACUGCUGUCACCACUUGAAACCAAAUUGGGUGCAAAUCGUCUUAGAAAAUCUCGAAGCUAUUCUUCGUCUCUUACGUCUCACAACUGUUCAAUCAAUGGUUGGUCACUGCCGUCAUUGCAAGAAUUACAUCUUCAGGAUAAUUGCUUGGAAUGCAUCCCGAAGUGUGUGUUUGAAUUGCCAUCACUUGUAUUGAUUGAUCUGUCAAACAAUAAACUUCAUUCACUUCCGUAUGCCUUUUGGACGGCCUCUAAAUUACGUGAAAUCAAUCUCUCACUCAACUUAUUACGUGAUCUUCCUAUUCGUGUCAAUACAAGUCCUAUCAGUUUAUCUCCAAAACAUCGAAAUUUUAAUCCUAUUGAAAGCCAAAUAAUAAAAGAGAAAACCAAAGAUAUUAGUAAACAAAUGUCUGAAACUAAUUGUGUUAUUAGCGAAACAUUAGUUGAAAAGGAGUUGAGUCAUGUGAAUCUCUGGAGUAAGUCUAUUGAAGUGAUGGCUGUGGCACAUAAUGAUGAAGAAUCAGACAAUCGACAAAUUUGUAAUUUAGUUUCACUUAAUUUAUCUCAUAAUGGUUUUCAACGAAUCCCACCGAUGCUCUCCUGUCUGGCCAUAAGCCUAACGAGACUUAACAUGAGUUAUAAUUGUCUUCAAUCACUUGAUUCAAUUAAGUCAUAUCCAGUUAAUAUAAAACACUUAGAUUUAUCUCAUAAUCAAAUAUCUGAAUGGUUUCAUCAUUCAGAUAAUGACUGUAAUAGUUGUGAAUUAAUUUCGUGUUACUGUGAUUUGGAUUCACCUCCGAGUUCAAUGAAAUCAAGUAUUACAUCACUUAAAUCAAGUGUCACAUCACUCAAAACAAAUUAUUUUUGUGUUCACAGACAACACAAUCGUUUAGAUAAUUUAAGAACUCUUAUAUUAUCAAACAAUAAAUUAACUCAAAUUGUGAUCAAUUGUGAAGACAAAGAUGCAAUAAAUGAUGAAUUUGAAAAUUUAGACGAAAAUAAUCAUUUAAUUAAAGGUCUCAGAUAUAAUAAAUUGCUUUUUGCCAAUCUUUCAAUGCUUGAUGUGUCAAAUAAUUAUAUAACUGAGAUAUGCACUCAUAUCAGUGAUUUGUCUAAUUUGUCGGUUUUAAACAUUUCGGGAAAUAAAGAUAUUUGUUAUUUACCGCCAGAAAUGGGAUUAUUAAGUAAAUUAUGGAAUUUAAAUACAAAAGGUUGUAAUUUAAGCGAACCAUUAAAGACUAUGAUUGAGAGUAAAAAGUAUAAAACAAUGGAUAUAAUUGGAUAUUUAAAAUCAAUUCUAGAAAAUUCCAAACCUUACGCCAGAAUGAAGUUAAUGAUUGUCGGCUUUCAAGGAAUUGGUAAGACAUCUCUGAUAGAACUGUUAAGACAAGAGGGAACCGGUACUUAUAAACGGAAGCCUCCCGAGCAUUGGGGUAAAAGAAUGGGCAAUAAGAACUUUAAUAUGAAAACUCCACGAGGAGUCACCAUAUCAACAGUUGGUGUGGAUGUGUGUGACUGGACUUAUGAGAAGAGAAUCCGCGGACAGCCAUCAUUUGGUUCGGUAUCAUUCAGGACCUGGGAUUUUGGCGGUCAAAGAGAAUAUUAUGCAACUCAUCAGUAUUUUCUUUCUAAAAGAUCUUUAUAUUUAGUCGUUUGGAAAAUAAUAGACGGAGAGAGAGGUAUUGACGGUAUAUUCCAAUGGUUGGUCAACAUUCAAGCCCGAGCUCCUAAUUCACCCGUCAUUAUUGUUGGCACUCAUUAUGAUUUGAUUAAAGAAUAUUUCCCUCCAUUUUAUGCCGAAGAGCUUCAACAGAAUAUAAGACAACGAUUUAUUAAUGUCGUCGACCCGGAUAAGUGUGGUCUUCCUCGAGUGAUUGAUUCAAUUGAAAUCAGUAUCAAAACCAAACAUAAUAUUAAAAUUUUGCGAACUCUCAUAUAUGAUACUGUAUUUGAAUUGCGUUGUCCCGGAAGUAAAGAACGACUACUCGAGCAGAAAAUUCCGGCCACUUAUUUGGCUCUCGAGGAUGUCGUCUCUUAUUUAGCUUAUGAAAGAAAACAAGAAGGAAAAGAUCCAGUACUGCGAUCAGAACAAUACAAGACAGCUGUUAUCGGAGAAAUGAUGAAUAGAUAUGGUAUGACAUUCCGUGAUAUGUCUGAACUGCAUUCGGCCACUAUUUUUCUACAUGAAAAUGGAGUUCUUCUUCAUUAUGAUGAUUCAAAUCUUAAAGACAUAUAUUUUUUGGACCCUCAAUGGCUUUUCGAUGUAUUAGCACAUGUAGUGACCAUUCGUGAGAUUAAUCCAUACGCUCAAAACGGUCUCAUGAAGAUUGAAGACUUGAAACAUUUGUUGAAAUUAUCUAAUUGUGCUCCAAGUGAUGCUCAAACAUAUCUAUUAAAUUUAUUAAACAAGUUUGAAGUGGCCGUCACGUGGGAUACUCGUAAUCUACUCAUCCCUUCUCUAUUACACGGAGAAGAACAACUUCGCGCUGGACUUUCCGGUUGUGAUGUCAGAAUUCCUGUUCGGUCUCGAGGUUGGGCUCUAAGAAAUAAAGAUGUUUUGUCUCCAAAUGCCAUAAAAUUUCAUUUUCAACCGCAAUCACUGUUUGAAACACCAAAAUCAUGUUCUUUAGUAUCUGUUGAUGACAUCAAAGUGAAUGUAUCAGAAGAUACUGAAUUGUCUGCCAAUCAUCAAAUUCAAUGCAAUGUUAAUGUAUUUAGUCGACCAACACAUUCAAUACAUAGACUUCUUGUGAUGACGUAUUUUCCGAGUGGAUUUUGGUCAAGACUUAUGGCACGUAUUUUAGGCGAUGAAUCAAUUAUAGAGAUAAUUAGAUCAUAUUUUAGGAUACCUUCAACUGCACAAACAGAUCCCAUUUUACUUUCAUUUUUGAAUACAAAAGCCGAAUGGCUUUGUUGGCAAACAGGAAUGGCUUUAAAACAUUUCAAUACAUAUUUGGUUCGUGUCAAAGAAGUCUUCUCGCAUCUGCCUCUGAGUCCAUAUGAUUACUAUAACAUGAAAUUUUUGAUUAGAAUGGAUGGCCAGUGGAGAGACAUUCAGAUUAUUAAAUCAUCAUUACUUGAAAUAUAUUUACCGAACCAUAGCUUACUUGUUGAGACCUGUGAUGUUGAGGGCGUCAGUAAAUUCUAUACAAUAGAACCGAAUCAAGAAAUGGUAGCAAAAUUAUUGGUGAUAAUAGUUGAACACAUGGAUACUUUACUUGAAGACUGGUAUCCAACACUUGGCACACGUUUUGUUCACACAUCAGAAGGCAAAUUUUUAGUCACCCGAUUAGUUCCGUGUACUUCAUGUCUUAUAAGUCAUAAUUCAUCUUUAAAUCAGAAUAAAAAUUCACCAAAACAUCGUUCAAAUUUAUCUUUAAAUCACUUACAAUCUCCUAUUGAUACUGAAUGGCAAAAGAUUGAUUUACCUAAUGAUGGUACCAAAAGAAGUAUAUCUUCCGAUUCACCGGAUAGUGGUAUGGAUUGUGAUUCACGUGAUUCAAGUCAAUUCUCUUCAGUUGAAUGUUUCCAAAAAGAUAUUCAAAGCUGUGAUAAAAAUGCUAGUAUUUGUGAACAACAAGUUGUUUAUGCAUUUCUUGUUGAAGAAUGCAUUUUAGCUGUUUAUCAACAAAAGACAGUCAUUUGUCCGAUUCAUUCCAAACUCGUGAUGCAAACCAUAGCACCCGACACAGUCUUUUCUGAUCUUGGAGAUCACUAUCUAAUAAAACCCGAUAAAAUAAGACACGGAAAACUGUUAGGACGGGGAGCUUUCGGUUUUGUCUUUAGAGCCGGAAUUAAAGAUACAGAUAAUAAUCAAGUAAUAUGUGUGGCAAUGAAAAUGUUACAACCAAUUGAUCCGGGAUAUGGAGCACGUAAUUCUCAUUUGGCAGCUUUUAAAGCAGCAAAUAGCCGAUGGGAAAGGGAUCCCAUGCAAUAUGCCUGUAAAGCUUACUGUACUGCUCGACAAGAACUCCAUAUCCUUAUGAAUUUAAAACAUCCAAAUAUUGUACCAUUAGUUGGAUUGUGUACUAAACCUUUGUCUCUUAUUCUUCAUUUGGCUGCCAUGGGAUCACUUGAUGAUAUAAUUAAGAACUAUCGGCGCUCAGGGACUCAAUUUAAUGUAAUAGUUGUCCAAAAAAUAAUACUUCAAAUCGCAAAAGCUUUGGAAUAUUUACAUCGACAGCAUAUUAUAUAUCGUGAUCUUAAAUCAGAGAAUGUUUUGGUUUGGGAAAUACCCCAACCUUUUGAACAAAUUCAUCCCUUUGAAGGUCCAAAAGUUGAUAUAAAACUCGCUGAUUAUGGCAUUAGUAGGCCAUCACUUCCUACUGGAACUAAAGGCUUUGGUGGAACCGAAGGAUUUAUGGCACCAGAAAUUAUGCGAUAUAAUGGUGAAGAGGAAUAUACUGAAAAAGUUGAUUGCUUUUCAUUUGCAAUGUUUUUAUAUGAAUUGCUUACACUUCGAUUACCUUUUGAGAACCAUGAGUGUGUUAAAGAGCACAUCCUUGAAGGUGGACGACCAUCACUUACACAAAGAGACUUAUUAUAUCCCAGUUAUUUCAUUGAUUUAAUGACGUUGUGUUGGGCACAACAACCUAGAGAUAGACCAUCAAUCAGUCAAAUUGUAUCGAUAAUAUCCGCCCCAGAAUUUACUCACUUAUUGGAUGUAAUAGCUUUGAAUGAGAAUUAUGCUGUUUUGAGUGCCAAUGGAGUCGACAAUUGUAAUCAAUUACAAGUUAUAUUAUCGAGAAUUGGAAAACAAACAGAUCUUAUAUCGAGUAACGGUUUGUGUUGGACUCAAUACCAGACAAUCAAAUCAUUGGAAAGUAUAACAGUUAUGAGUGUAUGUCUGGUUAACGAUCAACUCUGGUUCGGUGAUUCAAAGACUACUAUUUAUAUCUAUUCAAUCGACACAUUUGAACAAAAAACUCAAAUUAAGUUAGAACUGGAAGACAAUACACCAACCGCUAUCCGAUGCAUGUGUUAUGUGAAUGACAUUAGACAAGUAGCCAUUUCCAGCAGCAGUGGCCGACUCUGGUUAUGUACUGUUGAUGAACAUCGAUUUAAAGAGAUCGGCAAUAAUGGCAUAGCGUUUUUGUGUGUGACUAAUGUUGAUUAUAAUGAUUAUAAUGAAUCAAAUGAUUGUGAGCUAUGGUGUGGACAGUCUGAAGGCAAUAUCGCUAUAAUUACAUUAUCAGAAUCUCACGUAAAAUCAUUUCAUGUGGUCAGUCAUUAUGACGACGAUAGCACCGACUGUAGAAUACCCAUUAGUGAACGUUAUGAUGUCUUUCAAAUUAUAGCAAUGAGUCGUUAUGUUUGGACCUAUUUAUAUCCAGGUUGUAUUAUAUGGCAAUGGGAUGUCCAUAAGCGGUCUAUUCUGACCAAACUUGACUGUUCCAAACUGGCGCCCUGUUCUGAGAGCUUGAUGUCCAUUAGUAUUGAAGAACAUCUAAAUCCUGGAAGUUGUCGAGUGAGUGCAAUGACAAUAGAUGAAGAUCGCUAUGAGUUAUAUUUAGGCACCACUUGGGGAUGUAUUAUAAUAGUUGAGGCAAAGACUAUGCGACCAAUAACUGUGUUUAGACCCUAUGAAGAGGAAGUUAAGGCAAUAAUUAGCUUUAAACCAUAUAAACCUAUUUGCAAGUCAUCUAUUGGUUCUAUUGAGUCUUUGGAUGAGACAACUGGUGGCAGCCGUGCCAUCGCUACCAUUGGUAAAGGUUAUCGAAGUCUUUUGAAUCGUUUUCUAAAUUUAGAUAAAACCAAAACUGUAACUCAAAGAGGUCUUCAUUCUAUUCUUUGGUCAGCAAAUGAUUGGAAUAUUAAUUGAUUUCUUAAAUGUGAUUAUUUGACAAUUUUUUGUU